Carlito syrichta (Philippine tarsier) is the source of this 808-nucleotide messenger RNA. It is a transcript of the gene SCAND1, whose product is annotated as SCAN domain containing 1. The transcript has a single exon. NCBI's taxonomy places the organism in Eukaryota, Metazoa, Chordata, Mammalia, Primates, Tarsiidae. Bases 186 to 707 code for a protein of 173 amino acids. The record is from RefSeq and is a predicted model, not a curated record.
CUUCCGGCUGCCCCGGCGUCCGGCUGGUGCGAGUGAUCUCCGUGCUCGCAGCCGCCUCGUGUCUGCACCCCGCCAGGGCUGUAACGGACUAGACCCUCGAGCGGGAAGGGUCUCCUCCUCCACCCCGCCCAGGCGCAGACGCAGUGCCGAGUCUGCGGUGCCAGACAAAGAGUGCCGCCGGAGCCAUGGCGGCGAUGGAACCGAGCCUGACGGCCGCCGAAAGCCCGACGGCGCCGCCGCCGGAAAGAGCGGAAGGAGCCGGCCCACCUCAGGGUCGCUCUGCGUUCCUGGAGGCCUUGCCGCCCGCCCCCGAGCCCUCGGGCUCCGACGCCGCGGUCCCUGAAGCGAUUCCCAGGCCUCCGGCGGCGGCCUCCGCAGCGCAGGAGCCACCUCCUGGGCCCGCACCCCUGGGCCCCGCACCUCAGGCCGAAGCUGCGGCACGCCCCCCUCCGGUCCCCGGCGGCUCACGGCCUGGCCCCGAGACGUUCCGCCAGCGUUUCCGGCAGUUCCGCUCCCAGGACGCGGCGGGUCCCCGCGAGGCGUUCCGGCAGCUGCGGGAGCUCUCCCGCCAGUGGCUACGGCCCGACAUCCGCACCAAGGAGCAGAUCGUGGAGAUGCUGGUGCAGGAGCAGCUGCUCGCCAUCCUGCCCGAGGCGGCGCGGGCCCGGCGGCUCCGCCGCCGCUCUGACGUGCGCAUCACUGGGUGAGCGGCUCCCCGGACCGGGCGCUCUGGACUGGGCACGAUCGGGUCCGGGGCCUGAGCCUGGCAUCCCACCCCGUGUUAAUGAAAACAAGUUUUGGCAGCUCC